Nelumbo nucifera (sacred lotus) is the source of this 495-nucleotide messenger RNA. RefSeq lists its product as uncharacterized. The record is from RefSeq and is a predicted model, not a curated record. NCBI's taxonomy places the organism in Eukaryota, Viridiplantae, Streptophyta, Magnoliopsida, Proteales, Nelumbonaceae.
AUGCCGAAGUAUGCCAAAUUCCUGAAGGAGGUAAUGCCCAACAAAAGGAAGUGGGAGGAUUGCGAGAUGGUAAAGCUAAACGAAGAAUGUUCGGCCAUUCUUCAAAAUAAGCUACCCCCAAAACUGAAGGAUCCAGGGAAUUUUUCUAUCCCUUGCACCAUAGGCAAUGCUGAAUUUGAGAAAGCUUUAUGUGACCUUGGUGCUAGUAUAAAUUUGAUGCCCUACUCUAUUUUUAAAAGACUUGGAUUACAUGAACUAACAUCUACCACCAUUACCCUACAACUGGCCGAUCGAAGCAUUAAAUACCCUAGGGGAAUAGUGGAAGAUGUCUUAGUUAAAGUAGGGAACUUCAUCAUCCCUGCUGAUUUCAUUGUGUUGGAUAUGGAGGAGGACAGAUCGAUGCCAUUAAUUCUAGGGAGACCCUUUCUUGCUACUGGUCUCCAAGAGGAAAAGCUUGUGAGGGUGCUCAAGCAACACAUAUCGGCCAUAGGAUGA